GAAACUGUCAGGUCGGUCGGUUCAUUUUCUUUUACGCGAUCGAAUCGAGAAGAAAGGAGCGAUUGGCUAUAUUCACGCGACGACUAAGUAGCAAAGUUUAGAGUGCCACCACCGUGGAGUUUUGAACAUUGGUUUGGAAAAAGGUGAAGCUCAGUGCAAAGUUCGAAAAGUAGAACAUCCGGAGUUAGAAUAGUGCCGUAGUAGGAUAUUCGUUCUCCGGGAACAGUGUGGAAUCCGUCGAAAAGUGUUCGAGAAACCGUGUCGAUUUUUUUUGUUGCUCGCACUACUUCAGCACUCUUCUUUCCUGGGCACUAUAGUCCAGCAUCAGUCAGUCUAUGUGUCCAGAAAAGUUGGAAGCUGAAACAAGUCCGAUUAGAAGAAAAGAAUAUAUAAACCGUUUCACCACACGCCGGGUUGAUAGAAGAUAGAGAAAUAACGAAGGAAAAUUGGCUAAAGUUCGAUGAAAGGCCGAGAAAUAGAAAAAUAGUGUAGUGAGUGAGAUCAGCGCCGAUCAUCGCCGUCCAGAUCCAGAGGCAGCCAGUGAAUCAGCGACGAAACAAGUCGAAGAAGAAACAAUCAAAAUAGUGCGCGCUGUUGUCUCGUCAAAGUUCGAUUCUGCUUCGCAUACGCCAGAAGUUGUGUAUGAGUGAUUCACGUUUCUCUCUCUCUAUCUAUCUGUGUAUAAAUAUUCCGAUAUUAUUGCUGAACACAGAGCACAGCAAAAAGGCUAAAGUUUGAUCUCGUCCAGUCAAUCAGCGCCCGAGCCCACGGCUCCCGAUCGAUCCGUUGCCGAUUUUCGCGUUUCGCCACGGGAGGAAGAUUGUGCGUAAGUGUUCAAUUGUCGGUGUGCGUUCUGUGCUUUCCACCGAGGGAGACCUUCUCCUACCUGCCCCGACACGGUUCCGACCUCUGCUCUGCUCUGCUCUGGUCUGGUCUCAUCAUCCUGCAUAUCAGCAGCACAGUUGGCAACAAAACCGUCUCGUGUCGGUCGGCGACUGCACACAAGCGGCCAUCAGAAUCUGCUCCCCGGAAUCGAGCAGGCAGCCAGCAGCAACGCCAGCGGAGUGAUUCGAAGAUCGCCAGCCAAUCUGUAGUGAAUCGGAUUUUGUGAAUAAAUAGGUGCGGAGUUCUUGCUGGAAACGAGCUGGAAAAGAGAGGCUAAAAGAAGUGGAGCUGCAGCGGAAGCACAAUGGUUUCCACACGACAGAUGACCGGUUCCACUACUGAGGACACCAUCCUUUACCUGUUUCGCUCAUCGGCCACUAGUAAUUCCUCCAGUCAGUUUUCCUCGAACCGGUCCACCACCGCUGCCGCUGCCACUGCCGUUCACCAGCAGAGCCAUCAACAGUCGUGUAGUGCCACCAAUGCAGCCAGCCCCAGCGCUGGGAUGGCGCUGGUCGGGCUCAGUUCCCCGCAGCAGCAACUCCCAUGUUCGCCAGGGCAGCCGGCUCUGAAUCUGCUGGAUCUACCGAUCGAGAUCCUGGGCCACAUAUUCUCCUACGUGGGCUAUAAGAAGGUGGCACAGAUGCGAGUGGUAUCACAUCCGAUGAACCAAGUUUGUAGUUCUAUAUUAAACUCCACCUUCCAGAAGCUACAAACGCAGAUGCUGACGCGCUUUCAAAUUGUGAAAGCAAAAAUGCCCCGCAGAGAAUCCGCCCGACGGAACCAUCCGCUAGCUUGCGAAUGUGAUAUACUGGAAACAUGUUCGAUGCGCCUCUCGUUGCUGCAAAUGACAUUCGGCAAACAUAUCGAGCGAAAGCACUGUUGUUUUUUCCCCGGUGGGAUUCUGGACGAGGUGUACUCAGUGUUAAAUUACAUUCGAACCACGCCGAUGCUGGCUCGACCGUUUAAGGUAACGGACGAGCUGUUCGAUCUGUCCACAAUGGCCAUGGAAUAUUUUAAGGAGUACAUUGAGCCAAACUUACCUGAUAUCGCAUACUUUAAGAAGGACUACACAUCUAGUACAAAACCGUUCGCGGCACUGGAGGUUUCCUCCUCGAUUCUGUCUCGAGACACAUCACACUCGAGCUCGUCCUCGCCUCCGCAAAGCAACAUGGUACUUCGGAAGGGUAUCCGUAAAAUUAAACAGGGAAUGAAAAGAUAUAAUAAUCAAUUAUCAGUGUUACGCAGCGAGUUGCGUACCUGCAAGAGGAAAGCAACCGAGCAGGCAAAGCAAAUUGCCGAACAGCAGAAACUGCUGGCGGAACAGCAGAAACAAACACUGGAGUAUGCAAAUCGGCUCGACGAAAACGAUAAAAAGAACGAGGAGAUAUCGAGGAAGUUUUCCACGCUGCUACAGGAAUUAAACAAAUGCAAAACGGAGCUGCAAUAUUGGCGCUCCAAGAGCCCGGCCACGCCCAACUGCAACGCAUGUGGACAAGCCAUCGUACCAAUGCCGCCAGAGGAACUGCAAGCACUGGUCAACCAAGGAGUCCGACCGGAGGAAGUUGGGCUGGCGGUUAUUCCCGAGGAACCCACCAACCAGGAAGAAGAGGAGCAUGUCGCUGUGCUUGAUCUGGACGCUCAACCCAUGUCGCCACUGACACCUUCCGUGGCGGUGGCCGCGGCAGUAGUAGGGGCUGGUUCCCCGAGAAGUCAAAAACGCAAACUUGCGGAGUCUAUCGGAAGUGCCAGCGAUGAUUUGCCGUCUCAUUGCAACAGUGAGCCGGCUUCAGGAUCCGCUUCUCCUAUUUGUCCACCGUUUGCGUCGGCUCCGUUUGCCUCUCUAGUGGCUUCGUAUUCGUCCUCGGCUGGAUCUUCAGCGCCUGCUUCAGGUCCUUCGUCAUCAUUAUCAUCAUUGUUAUCAUCAGCAUCAUCAUCACCACCGUCAUCAUCAUCAUCUGCCUCGGCUGUUUCAGCUCUGCUGUCGCUAGCAAUACCCACCUGUUCCUCUCCUCCCGCCACUUCACAGACAAGUCAAAACGCCCAGGCAUCAGCUGCUGCUGCAGUUGGUGCUGCUGGCACAGUUGCACCAUUUGUCGUUAGUGGCAACUGCAUCGGUGAUAGUGUUAAUCAUAAGAAACUACGAAGAGUACAAAAUAAAGCUAGAUCACAAACUAAUCACAAUAAUAGUAGUAACGUGACUAACACGAACACAAAAACAACUAGAAGUAAACAGUUUGAAAAAUAAAUUUAUGUCCAGUUGAUCUGCGCAAUGAAAAGCGAAAUAAGUAGUAGAGUAUCUAACCAAUUACUGAGAAAUGGAUGAAUUUAAUAGAAUGACAAUUUUUAGUUAAUUUAGAUUUUCACCUUCAUCAAGCUUUAAUGUUUAAUUGAUGUUUUCGGACAUUUUUUCUCUCUUUUAACGUACUAUAGUUAUGCAAUUUACUUCUUUCUGGUUUGGGAUACAAAAAUUAACCGCAAACAGCAUAAACUUCAUACUUGUAGUAAUACUCGCCAUCCACUACUACCACCAUAUGUUACGGUUUCUCAAAACCUUAAAUAAUUACUUCUAUCGUAAAUGUGAUGUUAUAAUUUCUUAAACAAAACAUUAGUUUAACCAUAGUGUCAAUCCACAAUAAGCCGAAUUGAAUGUCAAUAAACUAACAGCACUUGAGAUGUCACCCACACCAAACAGAAAUCAAUACAAUAAACUAAAAUAUCUCUGCUAAGAAAACAUAUUACAAUGAAUCAAUGAAUCAAUAAUAAUACACCAUCUCUCUCACACACACACAACACUCACACACAGAUUACUAAUCCAUAGCUGGUCGGAUCAAGCCUAACAAAUAAAAGCAACAGCAGAAGCAUAUUUGUGUCGCAAUAGUACUAUUUUAAAUGAAAUAUUUGUAACAGUAAUUAAAACCUACAAACAUACAAGCAAAGGGUGUUUAUCCUCCCACACACAUAGACAGUUUCGGUAUAAACUAACAUGCACAGUGAAUGGUGUUGGAUGAUCUCUUGUUACUAUGGCUUAGAAUGUUUUCCGGGUUUCAUUCUCCCCCUCUCGAAGGAUCUAAAAAGCGGUUUCGGUAGUAGUUUUUCGAUCGGAUUGGUUUCUCUCUUCAAGCAGGAAAAUUUAAAGUUUUGCUCUGAUUUUAUACGGUAGCGUUCGUAGGAGAGCACAAUCAGGAUGAGGAUGUUUUAUGUGUCAUGGUAUCGGAACAAUUGGAAUAUUAUACCUACUAACAAAAUGUCGAACUGAUUAACGAUAGUACACUUUGGAGCCCUGAGUCCAUUACCCUGUCGAAACCUUUUAUCGAAGUUGAUUUUGUUGCAUCAAUUUAGCCUAUGCUAUGUUUUAGUACCUUUAACAGAGAUAAAAGCCAAUGUGUACCGUGAUUCUGAUAACUUUAUUAAAUCGUUUCUAUUUACUUUGAUAAUUUUUCAGUCGAUAAAAAUAUAUUGUCAAUUACUAGAACUCAUUUCUGUGUCCCUGGCAAAAAUAUGCUGCUAAAGUGACAAUUUUUAUUCAAAUUGGCAUCCACUGGCAUACCAAAUCAGCUAAUGACUAUACUAUUUAAUUUGAGGGCCUUAUCGCAAGUUCGAUUUUUCAUGAGACAAAAAAAUACCUCCGACUUAACUUCUAUCCAUAUUUUCUUUGGCAACUGCAUGACAAAAUGCUCUGCAGGAUCUUUCUUAGUGUGCAGAGACUACAUAUCGCACGACUGGGAUUGGGUACACAAUUUCACGAUAUCCACACCAGUUUUGUGGUGUCCAAUCCACAGUAACUAUAGUCACUGAACUUGACGUGAGACCAUUCUUCGCGAGAAUUUCAAUGCAUUCAUCGAUGUCUAAUUUGAUCAAAUGUUUAUUUCAAUGCUAAAAGUAAAAAAAACUGCUCCAAUAUUUUAACAUUUCCUCAAUAUCCCAACUUUUUAUUAGAAUCAAAAUUUAAAGGUAUCAUAAAUAAACUAGUUUAUGCUUAAUUAACAAUUGAAAAAGAAGAUUUAUCUCACUAGCAUUGUAAAUAAAUCUUAAAAAUCAUAAGAAAAUUCACUGAAUGGAUGGAAACAACCGUGCUGCUGAAACAGUAGAAUAUUGCAUCAAUUAAAGCUGAUUACAAUUAUGAAAAUAUUCGAACUAUGCAAAUGAAACAGAACUAAAUACUCAGCAAUGAGAACGGUAAACAUCCGAAAAAUUACACAAAAUUUAGGAAUACACAGAUAAAAAAAUUAAAAAUGUAGUAGACUUUUUCUCUUAUAUAUACAAAAUAUAUACAACAAAUAACUAAUUAUUAUUUUUGUAGUAGAUGCUAGUUUUGUAAGACAAUUUACUGUGGAGCGUGUUACGGUGGAGGACGGUUUUGGAUCUCCCCAAUCGUCCUCGCGUAAGAAAAGACAGUCGCAGACGCCAUGACCGGCGCUCGGCUUCACACGUAAUUCGCCACGAUCCGUUAGCUCUCAUCUUAUUGUGGUAGUGAUAUUUUCGUAAAAUUUCCUACUCUACUAGAGACAACAUGGAAAAAAUAUAAAAGCUGAACUUAAGUGGAUCAAACGAAAAAAAAAAAACAAAUAAAACACAUACACAUGUAAACUAGGGCAUAUUAGGUUGAUUUUAAAUAAUUAGACGAGAAAAGACGACUUAACUAUGAGGCAAAAUGAUAAUAUCCUUUAAAUUUUCAAGUGCAGGGAUACGGAAAUCAAAACAUUCAACAAAAAAAGCAUACGCAAGCGAAGAAAAAGUAAACAAAAUUAAUCAUUGGGUAGUAGACAACCAAUAACAAAAUUCAUUAAAUUCUGUCUCUUUUCUAUGAAAUGACGACUCUGUUUGAUGACGACGCAAACUGUUUCAAAGCAAAAAAUCAAAGAAAACAGCGAAAAAUUUGCAUACAAAAAUUGAGUUAGGAACUGAAACAGUUAUCAAUAAACAAAAAAAAAACAAUUAAGUAGAAUGUGAUAGAGGACGCAACCAAAAAUCCAGUCACUCUCGCAUGUACACACACAUACAUCAACGCUAAAAUAUAUGACAUUAGCGUGUUUUAACGUUACUUCUUAGUAGAUUCAGUUUAUCGUUUCUUUCGGACCUCUCCCAUAUUGAUAAUAUGUAAAAAGAACAACACAACGGAACACAUAGUGUAAUUCUUGCUGAUCCUAUUUCUGUCUGUUAGAACCACCAACAGUAUCGCAAAACUUCCACCAUUUUACUGUGGCUUACAUCUGCCGUGAUUUACGUUCGCGGUGGGUUUACUUCGUGCGAUCGGUCUGUGUAUCUAUCCUUCUGCCCGAACUAGCAGCUUCGAUUAGUUAAACAAUAUAAAUGCGAUGAUAAGUCACGCACGACAGCAAGCAAAAUACCUAAUUGAUGAUUGGGAGAGAACAGGAAGCCAAUCGAGGGUGGAAUACAAUGAAUUUUAAAAACCCAUCUCUGUUAACCUUGAAGCAAAAUAGAUAUUUUAAGAAGUUUUCUUCUGUAUUUCUCGUUGCACAAGAGUAAGAAUAUAUUAUUAAUCAAUGAAGACAAAACAAAAACAAAAAUUGCUAAAAUGCAAUACAUCAUUCAAAAGCCAAUAAAAGUCCUGAGGUAAAA
Sabethes cyaneus is the source of this 6465-nucleotide messenger RNA. RefSeq lists its product as uncharacterized. The transcript is spliced from 9 exons. Gene Ontology annotation, biological process: positive regulation of DNA-templated transcription. The record is from RefSeq and is a predicted model, not a curated record. Gene Ontology annotation, cellular component: nucleus. The coding region runs from base 1190 to 3130 and encodes 646 amino acids. Lineage: Eukaryota; Metazoa; Arthropoda; Insecta; Diptera; Culicidae. Gene Ontology annotation, molecular function: transcription coactivator activity; protein binding.